Macrobrachium nipponense is the source of this 1053-nucleotide messenger RNA. RefSeq lists its product as uncharacterized. Gene Ontology annotation, biological process: DNA integration. The record is from RefSeq and is a predicted model, not a curated record. The transcript is spliced from 3 exons. Bases 1 to 1053 code for a protein of 350 amino acids. Gene Ontology annotation, molecular function: nucleic acid binding. Lineage: Eukaryota; Metazoa; Arthropoda; Malacostraca; Decapoda; Palaemonidae.
AUGCAUGCUGGUCUAGUUGGACUAGGAGCUAUUUUAGUACAGAAACAGGAUAAUGGAUGUUUCAAACCUGUGAUUUAUGCCAGUAGAUCUUUGACAGAUGUUGAACGUCGGUACUCCCAGACAGAAAAAGAGGCGCUUGCCGUUGUUUGGGCUUGUGAAAGGUUUAGAUUGUAUGUAUUAGGUAUUCAUUUUGAGUUAAUUAAUGAUCAUAAGCCACUGGAGGUAAUAUAUUCUCCCAAGUCAAAACCUCCUUUGCGUAUUGAAAGGUGGGCUCUAAGACUGCAGCCUUUUGAUUUCAAAGUGAAGUAUAAACCUGGGAGGGCUAAUGCAGCUGAUGCAUUGUCGAGACUGCCUUUAUCAGAUAUUCCUAAAAGUAAUGUAGCUGAAGAAUAUGCUUAUUUUAUUCCCAAAAGUGCAACACCAGUAGCCUUAACUACUAGGGAAAUUGAACAAGAGUCUGGUGUUGAUGUUGAGUUGAGUAAAGUCCGUCAGGCUGUCAGAACUGGUGAUUGGAAUGAGGUUCCAGAUUUUAAAUAUGUUAAAGAUGAAAUAUGUAUUUUUGGAUGUUUACUCUUAAGAGGUCAAAGCAUAAUACCUAAAUCUUUGAGAAGGCAAAUUCUUGAUUUAGCUCACGAAGGCCAUCAGGGAAUUGUAAAAUGUAAAAGUAGACUAAGACAGAAAGUGUGGUGGCCAGGAUUAGAUAAAGAGGUGGUAAGAUGCCUUGAUCAUUGGUUUACAUCUCAUGGUUUACCAGAGCUCAUUGUAACUGAUAAUGGUGUGCAGUUUACAUCUGCAGAGUUUAAAGAUUUUGUAUGGGUAAAUGGUAUUUGUCAUAGAAAAGUAACUCCGUAUUCCCCUCAAGCUAAUGGUGAAGUGGAAAGACAAAAUAGGUCUAUUAUGAAGGCUACUGAAACAAUUAGGGCUGAAAGGAACUAUUGGAGGAAAGAAUUAAAUACUUUUCUUGAAGCUUACAGAUCCACUCCACAGACUGUAACUAAUGUCAGUCUUGCUGAAAUCAUGUAUGGUAGGAAAAUUAGAACAAAAUUGUUCUAA